ACAGCUGUCAGAGCUUUCACGCAACCACCUACUGAGCAACAAGGUUUUAGCUAUGUCUAUUAUCCUUCUAAAUCAAGACUCAGCAGAAAAACACAGAGACAGCACCUAAAGACAUUAGGUGUAACCAACGGACGUGUGUUGGAUAUCCAUUAUCCUUCACGUAACGUAGUUGCCCUUUUAGUUCACAACGACUACCGUCAACAACUGAUUGGCACGUUAAAACAAUCCAAAGUAGAUCCCUUGAACGAUUUCUCACCAUUGGACCCCAGCAUUCUAACCAAUGUUGAAUACAACACCAUGUCUGUUGAAGAAAAAACAAAAAUUGCAGCAGACAAACACAACCAAAGACUUGUUCGUGCGCUUCCUUUCAUCAGGGAUCAUAUCUCAAAAGCUGUAGCAGCAUUCUUCCGCAAGGAGAACCUCAUC
This is a messenger RNA of Gilbertella persicaria, 426 nucleotides long. RefSeq lists its product as uncharacterized. NCBI's taxonomy places the organism in Eukaryota, Fungi, Mucoromycota, Mucoromycetes, Mucorales, Choanephoraceae. The record is from RefSeq and is a predicted model, not a curated record. The annotation marks the transcript as partial. The transcript has a single exon.